This is a messenger RNA of Nymphalis io (European peacock), 3910 nucleotides long. RefSeq names its product filamin-A (gene cher). The transcript is spliced from 19 exons. Gene Ontology annotation, molecular function: actin filament binding. NCBI's taxonomy places the organism in Eukaryota, Metazoa, Arthropoda, Insecta, Lepidoptera, Nymphalidae. Bases 229 to 3000 code for a protein of 923 amino acids. The record is from RefSeq and is a predicted model, not a curated record. Gene Ontology annotation, biological process: actin cytoskeleton organization.
GUCGCGCGCACCGCUGUGCGGUACCCUCUGGAAUUCCACAUUCGAUAUUUCAAAUUCAAAUUAUAAGUGGCCAGUGUGAAGUGAUUUUAGUGCGGUAAAAUUAAAUUACGAAUAACUAACAAAAGAAUAUAUACUAAUAAAAAUGUCAAAAAUAUAAAACACUCACCACACAACACAAUACAAAACAAGUUUUCAAUUUGAAGAAUUGUAAGGAGAGAUAAUACCUAAAUGGCGUUUAUGUCUGGUCUUUGGAAUUCUAUCGUUGGUGGGAACGGGAAGGAAGAUAAUUGGAACGACGUAUCAGUCUUCUAUUGUGAUAAAAAAAAGAAAUACUUCUCAGUUUCUGAGAUUGAUAAGGAAGCGGUACCUAUAGUUUUUGCUGAAGCACAUAAGAUUACAUUCAACAAAACUGGCCUUGGACUUAAUUACACGCCUAUUAAUUUUUUGACGAUCUACCAUAUUGAUAGUAGACAAGCGGAAGUAAAAAUGCCAAGCGGCCACAUAGACCAGCCAGUAAUUGAAGACAACCGGGAUGGAACAGUCAGCAUCAAAUAUGAUCCUCGGGAGGAAGGUUUGCAUGAACUCUAUGUCAAGUACAAUGGGGAACACGUACAAGGAUCACCUUAUAAAUUCCACGUGGACUCUAUUUCUUCUGGUUACGUAACCGCAUACGGUCCAGGUUUGAAUAGCGGGGUCAGUGGGGAACCAAGCCAGUUCACGAUUAGCACUAAGGGUGCUGGUGCUGGUGGACUGUCUAUGGCUGUUGAAGGUCCCAGUAAAGCUGAGAUCACAUGCCAUGACAACAAAGAUGGUACCGUCGCAGUAUCUUACCUACCGACUGCACCUGGAGAAUACAAAAUCUCUGUUAGGUUUGGAGACAAACACAUUAAGGGAUCGCCAUUUAUUGCUAAAGUCACCGGUGAAGGUCGCAAACGAAACCAGAUAUCCGUCGGUAGCUGCAGUGAAGUCACUCUUCCUGGCAAAGUCAAUGAUAACGACAUUCGCAGUCUAAACGCUUCUAUCCAGGCUCCAUCUGGCCUUGAAGAGCCAUGCUUCUUAAAGCGACUGCCCUCUGGUAACAUUGGCAUUAGCUUUACACCUCGUGAGGCUGGUCAGCAUAUUGUCUCCGUCAAGAAAAUGGGUGUUCACAUCCAAAACUCACCCUUUAACAUCACUGUUCAAGAACAGGAAGUUGGAGAUGCAAAGAAAGUCAAGGUUUCUGGAACAGCCUUGAAAGAAGGCAAGACUCAAGGCGAGAACACCUUUACUGUUGAUACGAGAAAUGCGGGUUACGGUGGUCUCUCACUGUCCAUCGAAGGUCCAAGUAAGGCUGAGAUUCAGUGCGCGGACAGCACAGAUGGUGUGUUAGCCAUCAGCUACAGGCCAACAGAACCCGGCUACUACAUCGUCAACCUUAAGUUUGCUGACCAUCAUGUCGAAGGAUCCCCAUUCACAGUUAAGGUGUCGGGCGAGGGCAGCAACCGCCAGCGCGAGAAGAUCCAGCGCCACCGCGACCCCGCGCCGCUCACCGAGGUCGGCACCAACUGCAAGCUCACCUUCAAGAUGCCUGGCAUCACGUCUUUCGACUUGGCAGCGACGGUCACCAGUCCAGGCGGCGUGUCAGAGGACGCUGAGAUCCAGGAGGUGGAAGAUGGUCUCUACUCUGUCCACUUCGUGCCCAAGGAGCUGGGCGUGCACACAGUGUCCGUCAAGUACAGGGAAAUCCAUAUUCCUGGAUCCCCCUUCCAGUUCACCGUUGGUCCCCUUCGGGAUUCAGGGUCCCAUUUAGUGAAGGCCGGCGGUGCUGGCCUGGAGAGGGGAGAAGCUGGCCGCUUCAAUGAGUUCAACGUGUGGACCAGGGAAGCGGGAGCUGGACAACUCGCCAUCUCGCUGGAGGGUCCCAGCAAAGCUGAGAUCGACUUCAAGGACAGGAGGGACGGAUCGUGUGACGUGUCUUAUAAAGUGGAUGAGCCAGGUGAAUACCGAAUCGGGCUAAAGUUCAACGAGCAGCACAUCCCAGACUCACCCUUCAAGGUGUACAUCUCUCCAGCUGUAGGCGACGCGCAUCUUCUGGAAGUAGCUCAGUUCCCGGAUUCAGCUCAAGUAGACAAACCUACACAGUUCUACAUAAGGCUCAAUGGCGCUAAGGGCAGCUUGGAUGGCAGGGUCAUCUCCCCAUCAGGCAAGACAGACGACUGCUUUAUCCAGAACAUCGAUGGUGACCAGUACAGCAUCAGGUUUAUGCCCAGAGAGAACGGUGUCCAUAACAUUAAUGUGAAGUUCAACGGAGUACACAUCCCAGCCUCUCCUCUCAGAAUCAAGGUCGGUAAAGAUGACGCUGAUCCAGCUGCUGUUCACGCGCAUGGGCCAGGUCUUGGAAGUGUUAAGACAGGUGCUAAAACUGACCUGAUAAUUGACACGUGCAAUGCCGGGGCUGGUAUCCUGGCAGUUACCAUGGAUGGUCCCUCCAGGGUUGCCAUGGACUGCACUGAAGUCGAAGAAGGUUAUAAGGUACGAUACACACCUCUGGCUCCUGGCUUCUACUACAUGAGUGUGAAGUAUAACGGACAUCACAUCGUCGGAUCGCCUUUCAAAAUCGAAGCAACUGGUGACAACCUGGCCGAAAUCGGUGCGCAAGAGACAUCUUCAGUGACAGUGGAAACUGUUCAAAAGGUUUCAAAGGGCGCUCAGAAGCAGGGUCCAGUUCUGCCACACUUCAAGUCUGAUGCCACGAAGGUUACCAGCAAAGGCAUGGGAUUGAAGAAGGCUUAUCUGAACAAGCACAAUCAGUUUACGGUGCACGCUGGUGAUGCCGGUAACAAUAUCUUGUACGUCGGCAUCUACGGUCCUAAGGGACCUUGCGACGAGGUUCAGCUCAAGCACAAGGGCAAGAACAACUACGAGUGCUGGUACGUCGUCAGGGACAGGGGAGAGUACAUCGUUAUCGUCAAGUGGGGGGACGACCACAUCCCCGGAUCACCCUACAAGGUGGAAGUCUAAAUCCAAUCAAACUGCGUAUGUAGCACCAUCUGUACCAUCGUCUAGUAUUAAGUCAUCUAAAUUGUGUGUUUUCAAAAUUACAUUUAGUCGUAUUCGUGUUUGUCCAAAUUUAGGCUGUUAUAAUCUACAUACGCUGCUUUCUAAAUUUGUUCUUAAUUUAUUAAGAUUUCCAUAAUUUUGUUGGAUUAUUUGAUUUCGGAAUUGAUCUCUUUUCGAUCUGAAACGUCCUCUGCCAUUCACUAUCGUUUUGUGUUUUUUUUUAUGUUUUUGUAUUCCUACGUCUUUAUUAUCUAUGUUACGUCACGAAUUGUAAUUUUCUUUCGUAAUUAGCAUUUUAUUAAUGUUUAUUUCGAUAUCAACGUUCUAGUCGACUCAUGUCAGUGUUUUUUUUUUAAUUUAUAUGAUUCUCGUUUAGUUUUUAGGGCGACUAAAUGACAAUACAUAUAAAGUAUUAUUUCAAAAUAUUCCCUUUUAUAGUCUAAGUCGUAAGAUGUAAUUUAUUGCUGUAAGACUUGAGCGAAUUUUUCAUUGUUUCUUUAUAUCUGUUUGUAUGUAAUUCUUCUGCGUCUUUUUCUUUAAAAAGUUCGUAAGAAGAGUUGGUAAUUCGCUUAUUGUCUUUAGAUCGAGGCUAAUCAUAGACAUUUGAUUUUUCUUGUCCGUUUUUAAUAUUACUAACUCUACCUAAAAAUCUUUGUCUGUGAUUCGUCUGUAUAUUUUUAUAUGAAUUGCAUCUUAUUUUAUAUUUCUUUAAGUAUGAUAUUUUGCUUUCUAAUUUUGAAUGGUUUGUGCUGUAUGAAUUUUACCUACGUAGGUAGAAUGAUCCCUUAUAUUUGUAAAUACCUAUUUUAAGUACCUAUUCAAUAAUGUAUUUGCGACUGUUUACUAAAUAAAAAUGAGAAAAGUGUUAAAA